UGGUCCCUCAGGACUAGAGGGACUCAUGAGCCGGAGCCCAGAAAUCCAGGGGUGGAUAAGACACUUUGUCCCCUCCAAUUUCCGAACUCUUGACGACGGCUGGAGGCCAACAGAGUCCCUACAGGUGGUGUCCACGGUGAUGCAUGGACAAUGAGCGGCUGUUUUCCAGUUUUUGGCCUCUGGUGCCUAUCUAGGGACGGCGGGAUGGUCGCGCACGGCGUGCCGCGCUUCCUCCUGACCUUCAAUUUCCACGAGACUAUCGUGGACGAAAACAGCGGCGACUCAAUCGUGCGAACUGUGCCGGGCCAGCAGCUGCAGGAGAGCCUGCGAGCCACCGACCGCGAGGGCUUCUACAACGAGUACAUGCAGCGCGUCUUCAAGUACCCGGGCAAGCAGGGUGUGCGGUCGCGGGACCUGCGUGCUAUCUACGAAGCUAUCCCUUUGUUGCCAGGUAUGGGCGACCUGCUGCAGUUUGUGGCUAAGCAAGGCACCUGCUUGGAGGUGAAUCUCAUCUCUGAUCCUAAUGCCUUUGGCAUGGAGAGCAUGCAGCGCGCCACCGGCCACCACAGCCUGUUCCUCCGCAUCCUCAGCAACUCAUCGGGGUCCGACGCGCAUGGCCUGCUGGCUCUGUGGCCGUUCCACACACGUAGUUGCGUGCGCUGCCCUGCCAACACGUGCAAGCACAAGGCAUUGUUGGGAGUGGGUUGGGAGGGUGUAAUUGUCAGCAUUAUUUAAG
Messenger RNA from Symphalangus syndactylus (siamang), 736 nucleotides. RefSeq names its product phosphoethanolamine/phosphocholine phosphatase-like. The record is from RefSeq and is a predicted model, not a curated record. Lineage: Eukaryota; Metazoa; Chordata; Mammalia; Primates; Hylobatidae. Gene Ontology annotation, molecular function: phosphatase activity. Gene Ontology annotation, biological process: bone mineralization involved in bone maturation.